AUGGUGCGGUGCUCCCCGGAUUUAAUGCCCGGGCCAUUUUCUUAAUCGCGGCGCCGUGGAUGGCCGGGGAGACCGGCACAUGGCUCCGACUUGAGUGCUUCGAACGAGUCGCGUCUCCGAGCCGGAACCCUCGAGGGAGGUCAACGCCCACGUUGCCUCUGGACGGCGAGCCGGCGUGCCGCGAUAAGAGGAUUGCCCAUGAGACUGCUCAGCACGGGACAUAG
Spirodela intermedia is the source of this 224-nucleotide messenger RNA. The record is from the annotation of a GenBank genome assembly. NCBI's taxonomy places the organism in Eukaryota, Viridiplantae, Streptophyta, Magnoliopsida, Alismatales, Araceae.